Molecule: messenger RNA, 1736 nt
Organism: Lactuca sativa (garden lettuce)
Lineage: Eukaryota; Viridiplantae; Streptophyta; Magnoliopsida; Asterales; Asteraceae
Product: trans-cinnamate 4-monooxygenase
Biological process (GO): lignin metabolic process
Molecular function (GO): iron ion binding; trans-cinnamate 4-monooxygenase activity; heme binding
Source: RefSeq, a predicted model, not a curated record
UCAUAACUACAAAAUUGCCUGAUAAACACCACCACCAUUCACCGGCAUCGGCCACCAAGAACCACCAUGGAUCUUCUCCUCGUAGAGAAAGCUCUCAUAGCUCUUUUUGCAGCCAUUAUCGGCGCAAUCUUUAUCUCUAAGCUACGUGGCAAGAAAUUCAAACUUCCUCCGGGACCCAUUCCAGUUCCCAUUUUUGGUAACUGGCUCCAAGUUGGUGAUGAUCUCAACCACCGGAACUUAACUGAUCUAGCCAAAAAAUUCGGUGAGAUCUUCCUCCUUCGCAUGGGACAGCGCAACCUCGUUGUAGUGUCGUCGCCUGACCUCGCCAAAGAGGUACUCCAUACCCAGGGCGUUGAGUUCGGGUCUCGAACACGAAACGUCGUGUUCGAUAUAUUCACCGGAAAAGGGCAGGACAUGGUGUUUACAGUCUACGGCGAGCACUGGCGCAAGAUGCGACGGAUCAUGACGGUGCCGUUCUUCACCAACAAAGUGGUGCAGCAGUACAGGCACGGAUGGGAGGCUGAGGCGGCUGCGGUUGUGGAGGAUGUGAAGAAGAAUCCAGCGUCUGCGACGGAAGGUAUUGUGAUCAGGAGACGGUUACAGCUCAUGAUGUACAACAACAUGUUUAGAAUCAUGUUCGAUAGGAGAUUCGAAAGCGAAGAUGAUCCGUUGUUUUUGAAGCUGAAGGCAUUGAAUGGUGAGAGGAGUCGAUUGGCACAGAGCUUCGAGUAUAACUAUGGCGAUUUCAUCCCUAUUCUGAGGCCGUUUUUGAGAAGCUAUUUGAAAUUGUGCAAGGAAGUGAAAGAGAAAAGGCUUCAGCUCUUCAAGGACUACUUUGUUGAUGAAAGGAAGAAGCUUGGUAGCACGAAGAAAUUGGAGAACAAUCAACUGAAAUGCGCCAUUGAUCACAUUCUUGAAGCUAAGGACAAGGGAGAGAUUAACGAAGACAAUGUUCUUUACAUUGUUGAAAACAUCAAUGUUGCUGCAAUCGAAACUACUCUAUGGUCAAUCGAAUGGGGAAUCGCCGAGCUCGUGAACCACCCUGACAUUCAGUCAAAGCUCAGGCACGAGCUCGACACGAAACUUGGGCCCGGUGUUCAGAUCACCGAGCCUGAUGUUCAGAACCUCCCUUACCUCCAAGCAGUCGUCAAAGAAACCCUACGUCUCCGCAUGGCGAUCCCACUCCUGGUCCCACACAUGAACCUCCACGAUGCCAAGCUGGCGGGCCAUGACAUUCCGGCCGAAAGCAAGAUCUUGGUCAAUGCGUGGUGGCUAGCCAACAACCCUGAACAAUGGAAAAAGCCCGAGGAGUUUAGGCCCGAGAGGUUUUUGGAAGAGGAAGCAAAGGUUGAGGCUAACGGGAACGAUUUCAGAUACUUACCUUUUGGAGUUGGGCGUAGGAGCUGUCCUGGGAUUAUACUGGCGUUACCAAUUCUUGGUAUUACAAUCGGGCGUUUGAUACAGAACUUUGAGUUGUUGCCACCACCCGGACAGACUAAGAUUGAUACGAGUGAGAAAGGUGGACAAUUUAGUUUGCAUAUCUUGAAGCACUCUACUGUCGUUGCUAAGCCACGGUCCUUUUAAUGAAUUUUGUUUAUGUUUUUUGUUUUGUUAACCACGUGUUAGAGUGUUGUUGUGUGAUGUGGAGAUUUUGAAUUUGAUUUGUAUAUCGUUUUCUUUACUUUGUAUUUGUAAUCAUGAUAUACUAAUAAGUCGUCACACACACGUUUUAUGUA